AUGGCCGCAAAUCGCGUUAAGUUGUUCCGGGCGGUACUAAUCUGCCAGCUCAUUACUAUCGCACAGUUCAUCGGGUCAGCCAGUGGAUCACUCUUGGCAACGCCCUCCAAACUCGGUGAGGACCUCCAGACUACAUUUUUCCCGAACGAAAGAGAAUCAAUCGAUGAUUGCCACCUGCGGUACUACAAGUAUGGCGAUGGACCGCAAGCAUUGCCUGCCUUCGGAAUACCGGCGUAUUUGCGUGAGUUUGCCCACAUGGCUGCCGUCGGAUGGACGAAACCCGAUGGGUCGAUCGGAUGGAACUGUGGAGGUUCGCUGAUAUGGGAGAACUAUGUCCUAACUGCCGCCCAUUGUGCAGCCGAUGAUGAGAACAUGCAACCGGAUGUGGUUCGCCUUGGAGAUAUCGAUUUGUACAACGACACGGACGACCAAUAUGCGCAGCAGUUAAAGAUAGUCGAAAUUAUACGCCAUCCGGAGCAUCGGUUUAGCUCACGGUAUCACGACCUGGCACUGCUGCGAUUGGAAAAGAACGUAGUAUUACAUGAUACUGUGGCUCCCGGGUGUCUGUGGAACGACGAGGAGAUACCUUUCCCUUCGAUGGACGCGACCGGCUGGGGAGCAACAGGUUUCGGUCAGAAGAGUACUCCCAUCCUUCUGAAGGUAUCGCUAAGCGUCGUCAAAAAGGCAGAGUGUGAUCGACAGUACCGCGCCGGGGAUCGUGGGCUAAAGCAAGGCCUACAAAAUUAUCACCUAUGCGCCGGUGACAUUAAAAUGGACACGUGUCCGGGUGACUCUGGCGGUCCGUUGCAGAUAAAACUGCUACACAACGCAAAGAUGACUCCGUUCGUCGUGGCCGUUACCUCGUUCGGGAGUGUCUGUGGGAAAUCGGUGCCCGGCGUGUACAUGAAGGUAUCCUCCUACAUCCCCUGGAUACGAUCGGAGCUGGCGAAACGUGGCGAAAAGAUUGAAGAGUGGAGUUUUAAACCUUACGCAUGCGCGCUGCGAUAUGUUCACUUGCGAGAGUACGAGGAUGAUGUGGUGGUCGGUAAAUCGGAUAGUUUUGAAACUAUUGAUUCAAGCAAAGCACAUAUGAACAUCAUUGAGUCCACCCAAACUGUGAAGAUACACUGGCCGGUUGGUCGAAAGGCACCCGAGGAAUGCUACGGGGUAGUGAUCGACGAAGACACCGUACUAACGUUGGCCCGCUGUGCCGUUUUCGAAAGGACGCGUGCAUCGUAUAUCGUCCACAACGGUACCAGAAACGAGGUGGUCUAUGUGUACCGACACCCGAUGUACACUCCCAGUUCGUACUACAACGACUUGGCCGUGCUAAAGAUGAAGAAUAGGUUCAAGCUAUCGAGAAAGUUCGUACCUGCGUGUAUCUGGAGUGCUUUCGAUCUACCCGAUCCAAAAUUCUACGUCACCGGGCAGGGUCGUUUGGAUAUAAAUCAGUUUAACUACCACUCCGAAAACAUUACAGAGUUCAAACCCCAAAUUGUUCAACUAUCCCCCCGGGCGGACAUUCAGGGUGAGGGGAACUGUUCCAUCCCGGAGGACUAUCUACCCGGUUUAAGCCGUGGCCUGACGGAGGAGCAUUUGUGCUUCGGUAACAAGCCUUUUCUGGUUCCGGAAGCGUGCCAGAUGCUGCUCGGGGCACCGCUUAGGCGCAACAUAUGGCGCACCUAUCGACACUUUGAGCACAUCUACGGGUUGAACCUGCUCGGGAAGGAUUGUGGCUUCGGAAGGUCGGCCGUGGCGACACGGCUUGGGUAUCACCACGAGUGGUUGAAGUCGGUACUGCUACCCAACUAUCGAGACAACGGCGAUGCGGUGAACUUCUUCAAUCGGGAUCUGGAUGAGUUGGACCACUGCUCGGCCGUGGACGGAAGUGCUGGGCUGUGUGUGAAGGUGGCCACAUGUCCCAAGGUAGCGUACGACAUCGGGGUGAAUCGUAAUGUGCGCUUUUGUGGAACCAAUUCGGUCGUUUGCUGCCCUUAUCAUAACAUCAAAAAUCAAACCACCGCAGCCAGUGCGGAACUGGACGAUUGCGAGAGUCGUUACAGGUCGUUUCACCGGGAAGUUUCCUACGAAACCGGAAGGAUCGAUCAGUUUUUCCAUACGGUUUACAUUGGAUAUCAAACAGAUGGUAAAACGAGUUGGCCCUGCACCGGAACGCUGAUUGCACGAAACCUCGUCGUAUCAUCCGCGUACUGUCUGACACGUGGAAGCGCACCCCCGAACGUGGUAAACAUCGCCACCGGCUCUCCCAACGUGACCAGAAGCCGUCCGCAAGUAGUUAAAAUUGACGCUAUUGCUAUAAAUCGUGGCUACAACCCGAAAACGUACCAGAACGACAUUGCGCUUGUCCGGUUGGAGAAAAACAUUGUUCCAACGGCGGAAAAGUAUCCCAUCUGUCUGUGGCAAAACGAUACACACACUCCGUUUCUGCUGCAGCGAAUGGUCAGGGAGGACGGACAGGUGCGUUUUGUAGAGAACUAUCCGAAGUACAACACCGAUUGCCAGGGGUACCUAAACGAGAGGGGCGGAAGAAAGCUUAGCGCAACCGAGUUUUGCUCCGACAUCGAUUCAGAGGAUGUCGCCUCUAUAUCCGGGGACCCGAUCGUAUGGUACCGGAAGGACAAGGCGGAUAAUACCACCACACAGUAUUUGGUAGGCAUCAUAAGUUUUGGAAAUGCCAAAGAGCAGUUGGGAGUGAAUACGCGAAUAUCUUCGUACGUUGGUUGGAUAAAGAGUUUGAUGUAGGUACGCGAGUACAUUUACUUUACUAGGCAUUGUUGCCCAUUGUCCAAUAUACUCUUCGAAAAAAAAA
Anopheles coustani is the source of this 2830-nucleotide messenger RNA. RefSeq lists its product as uncharacterized. The record is from RefSeq and is a predicted model, not a curated record. Lineage: Eukaryota; Metazoa; Arthropoda; Insecta; Diptera; Culicidae. The coding region runs from base 1 to 2763 and encodes 920 amino acids. The transcript is spliced from 12 exons. Gene Ontology annotation, biological process: proteolysis. Gene Ontology annotation, molecular function: serine-type endopeptidase activity.